AUGAGUUCAUCUCAUUUUAGUUCACAAUUAUCAUGUAUUAGAGAUUUUGAUCUCUAAUACGUAAUUCGUUGUCAGUUAUUAUGAACUUGAUCUCUAAUACAUAAUGAGUUCACAUCAUUUUACUUAACGGUAAUUAUGUCUUAGGGAGCAAGAUCGCUAAUAUGUAAUCAUGGUUAACAAAAAUGCGAUGAACUGAUUUUUAGGCACCUACCAAACAGGGCCUUAAUUUAUUACUUUUGUGUCCUUGAUUGGUAAUAAUAUAAUAUUACCAAUCUAAUGCUAGAUUGGUAAUGGUAUCAAAUGCUAGAACAUAACCAUCUAUUCUUAUUUAACUCUAUAUUGUUUCCUUUAGCGAAUUUUCCAUUUCUUUUCAUUUUUUUGUUCUUUCCUCUUUGAUUUUGUAACAUCGAUGCUGUUUUUGGGGCAGGCGAGUGACAGGUUUAACAUUAAUUCACAACUUGAGCAUCUCCAAGCUAAAUAUGUCAGAACUGGGCAUGCGGACUUGAAUAGAUUUGAGUGGGCGGUGAACAUCCAGCGCGACAGCUACGCAUCCUAUAUUGGUCAUUACCCCAUUUUGGCGUAUUUUGCCAUUGCUGAAAAUGAAUCUAUCGGAAGAGAGUGCUACAAUUUUAUGCAGAAAAUGCUGCUGCCUUGUGGUCUCCCUCCAGAGAGAGAAGAUGAUUGAGGCAUCCAGACCUUCAAUUCAAGCAUUUCAGCUUCUGGGUUUGUUAUGGACGGUUAUCUUUUGUGACAUUUAGUAGUCUGGGACUCUUUUUAUCUCACUGCUUCCGUGGACAGAGACAUAACUGUAAGUAUACAAAGAACGUUAGCAGAUUCUUCUAAGAAAAGCUGAAACUUCGGUUACUGUCUUCUUGAAAUCAAUUGCUACUAAUUGGAAGAGAGGAAUUGUAUGUUCCAUAACCUGGGUCUCUGCAUCAGUAUGGGCCCAUUUAAAGAGUUUGGAUAAAACAUUUCAAACAUGUGCAGCCAAGGUGUUUGAACAGGGUUGUAUAGAUGUAGUAUUUUGUUGUGCUGUC
This is a messenger RNA of Magnolia sinica, 1037 nucleotides long. RefSeq lists its product as uncharacterized. The transcript is spliced from 3 exons. NCBI's taxonomy places the organism in Eukaryota, Viridiplantae, Streptophyta, Magnoliopsida, Magnoliales, Magnoliaceae. Bases 410 to 685 code for a protein of 91 amino acids. Gene Ontology annotation, biological process: mRNA splicing, via spliceosome. Gene Ontology annotation, cellular component: precatalytic spliceosome; U2 snRNP. The record is from RefSeq and is a predicted model, not a curated record.